UGCGCCCCGGAAGUGCUCGUGUGUGAUUGGCUGGAGGUCAGGACGACAGCCAAUCAAAUGUCCGGAUGGUGUGGCUGCGGAAUGCUGAUGUGUGCUCCCGGCUGCCCUGGUUCCGUACACUGAGCGCCGCCGUCUGAUCAUGCCUUUCUACCGCACCUGGGAGGAGUUCGCCCGGGCCGCCGAGAAGCUCUACCAGGCCGACCCCAUGAAGGUUCGAGUGAUGCUGAAGUACAGGCACUGUGACGGGAUUUUACGGAUUAAAGUCACAGAUGACGUAGUGUGUUUACUCUACAGCACGGAUCAAGCUCAGGACGUGAAGAGGAUCGAGAAAUUCCACAGUCAGCUGAUGCGACUAAUGGUUGCUAGGGAAUCCCGCAGCGCUACCAUGGAAACUGACUGAGUGUCUCCAGCCCGGAGGGGAAAGAAGAAUGAAUCAGUCAUCCGAUUUUUAUUUUUUCAUUUUUUUUUUUUUUUUAUUUCUCGGUGGUCCACCAAAAAUAUGACUGAUUAUAUAUAUAAAAUAUAAAAAAAAGCGUAAAACCCUAUUUAUCAU
Messenger RNA from Bufo bufo (common toad), 553 nucleotides. It is a transcript of the gene SRP9, whose product is annotated as signal recognition particle 9. Bases 140 to 400 code for a protein of 86 amino acids. Gene Ontology annotation, molecular function: 7S RNA binding. The record is from RefSeq and is a predicted model, not a curated record. Lineage: Eukaryota; Metazoa; Chordata; Amphibia; Anura; Bufonidae. Gene Ontology annotation, cellular component: signal recognition particle, endoplasmic reticulum targeting. The transcript is spliced from 3 exons. Gene Ontology annotation, biological process: SRP-dependent cotranslational protein targeting to membrane; negative regulation of translational elongation.